Molecule: messenger RNA, 393 nt
Organism: Phytophthora sojae
Lineage: Eukaryota; Oomycota; Peronosporomycetes; Peronosporales; Peronosporaceae
Exons: 1
Source: RefSeq, a predicted model, not a curated record
UCCCCCAUCGCUCUAUUCUUCUACUUCAUGCCCGUCGUGCUGUGGCAGCACAUUGCUGCCUGUUCAAACGAGUGUCAUCGUGAGAUGCUCCCUCUUCGAGUGGACGAAGCCUAUCGCCGCUAUCGAGCCAAGCGACGACUCAACGACAAGUUGCCGAAGAAAUCACGGCGCGACAUCCAACACGAAAUGGAAGGUAUGAAGCCCAUCUUGCCACAUGAGCUGGGUCUGUUCAUUGGCCUGCUAAUUGCCAGAACUAUUGCGCCGAACCGCGAGAAGCUGGUCAACCACUGGAAGACCACGGAUGAGGGUGCUAUCUCGCGUGGGUGCUUCGGGUCGGUGCUGCCACGGGAUCGAUUCAUGGAGAUCUCUCGUAAUCUACACUUCAACCCCAAC